AUGAUCGACCCGUUCAGCGUCGCUCUCGCUUUUGCCGGCAUAAUUGCCAUUUUGAUGGCUCUCAGCUAUCUGGGCAGUCUGAUCUACCAGCUCUUUCGCGAGAACGGCCUGCUCGACCCCAAAAGCAUCGGAUGUCUUAUCUUCGUCAUCUUCAUCCUGGCUUCUAUUCAUCCUCUGACGGGAGACCACGCCCUUAGCGUCUUAUCCAGCGUGGGCGCGGUCAUAUUGGAGGCUAUCUGGGGUCUCAAAACUGCUGUCAUGAGUCUGUGUGAUGCGCUUCGCCGAGCUUCUGCAUCUCGCCAGCCGGCUUCGCAUACCGACGUGCAGCAAGUUGCCCCCCGACAGCUCCCGGAGCAAACAACUGAGCAACCAGUUCCUACGCCCGCGCAAGAAGACCUCGAAAGAUGCUACCGCCAACGAGAGGUGUGUGACAAUGCCGAGGAACGUCUGACGAAGACCUUGAGGCAGUCCAACUCCUACGCAUCGGAAGUCAGCGAGAUGGAUGCGAAGGUGUUGGAGCUUCAGCACGCUAUCAAUGUGCAGCAAGCCCGUGCUCAACAUGCCGAACACAGUUUCCGGAAAGCAAACGCGAGACUCCUUGCACACGAGACAGAUGGAGCAACCAUCGCAAGACUCGAGGCAGAGCUGGAGUACCAGAAAGCGCAGACCCACGACGCCGAUGUCUGUCGGGAGGCAUCCAAUUCGCAAGCGAAGUACCUCCAGAAAAAGAUCGACACUCAGAAGGAGAAGUUCCAAGAAUAUGCCCGGCGCAAGGAAGACCAGAUUGGCGUGCUACGUACUGACAUCAAGGCACUACAGCGUCAGAAAGACACUUCCCCUCGGGUAGAGCUGUUGGCAACAGGAAUCCAAUCUGAAGCGGUAGAGACUGCUCCCAAGCCAACCCAACAGCACCUCGAGGAACAGCUCGCCAUAACCCAAGCCAGGCUUUCGGUAAAUCAGGCACUGGCGACCUCGGCCACGUUCGGGCGUUUCAUCAGCAAGACCCAGAUGAACGAUCUCAAGGCUGAUAGCCAGAACACGGAGCACAACUUAUUGAAGGUUAUUGUCGAGCUUCGCGGGGAAUUGGCCAAGGCCCAAGCUCAAGCAACUACUGCCACGGAGUGGCAAGUCACUCAGCAACAUAUCGAAGCAUCAGCGUCGGCAGAUAUUCUCGCGCUCCAGACAGACUUAGCCAAUGUCAAGGCCGAAGCCAAGGCAACCAUUGAGUCGCAAGGCGCCCAGAUCCAAGAAGCCGCAGGCUUCAAAGCGGAAGCUGAGAGAGUGGUGGCUGACCUGCGAAGCGAAGCAGAGCAACUGCGCGACGAGAAAGAUGGCUACAAGCAGCAGAUGGAGCAAAUGGUUGCCCUGAGCCCUCAGAUUGCUAUGUUGCAACAAGAGACAGAGCAGACACGGGUUGAAAGGGAUACCCUACAGCAGCAAGUGGAGCGAUUGAUGGACCAGGCCACCCAGAUUGCUCCAUUACAGCAAGAGAGAGACGUUGCGAUUCAAAAGGCCCAGCUGGUAGAGCAAAAAGCAGUGGAGAUUUUGCAAGUAAAGGCGGUGCAAGUCACCAAGUUGGAGAUCGACCUGCGCACUGUCCGCGAGGAGAAGGAGAAGGCGGAGGAAGAGAUCGAGGGAUACAUUGAGGAGCUCGCAGAGGAGCAAGAGAAGCUUCGGAAAUCACUGGAGGCCGAGAGAGCUUCAAUUCACACCAUUGGCAACCUGAAGGUGGCCAAUGAUGAUUUUUGCGCCGAAACCGAACGGCUGAACGUGGAGGUGCAACGCCUUCUCAAUGAAAACACCAACCUGGCGGCGAGGAUGAGGAAGUUUGCCAACGAAGAGCUCCUCAAGGCCAACAUGGCUAAAAGAAACAAGACUCAAGAGUUGUCCAACAAAGACGGAAUCUUGGACCUGAUCAAGAAGACCCACGAGGACGAACUUUUGAAGAAGGAGGCCGAGCUUGCGAAGAAGGACGAGAAGAUUGCGAAGCUGGAGUCUCAAUACUCCAUGAGCUGUACGGGCAGGCUUACCUUACGUGACAAGACGAAGAAGGGACGCGAGGACCUCACACUCUUGGCCUCGAGAGUCAAAGAUCUCGAGGACCAGAUUCAAAACCCCAAGUCCGGCCCCAGACUCACUGCCCUGCAGACCGGAAGUGUUUCUACGGUCUUGCAGCAGAUCGAAGAAGGCAAACACCUUCUCUCACUCACCUCAACUCCGGACAAGAAGCCUGAACGCGCGCAGUCAAGCUCAGGCGCGAAGACGAUGCGACCGAUGAAGUCACUUCCGAAUAGGAGAAGGUCUGAACAGCUUCCGAAGAGUGAGGCGGGUCCUUCGUCGGUGAUGGAGGAGUGA
This is a messenger RNA of Colletotrichum paranaense, 2355 nucleotides long. RefSeq lists its product as uncharacterized. The record is from RefSeq and is a predicted model, not a curated record. The coding region runs from base 1 to 2355 and encodes 784 amino acids. Lineage: Eukaryota; Fungi; Ascomycota; Sordariomycetes; Glomerellales; Glomerellaceae. The transcript has a single exon.